ACAGACAGUUUACUGCAUCUGCACUGGAAAUUGCCGGAAGUAAAGACGCAAAACAACCUCCAGAUCUACACGGUUGAAUACGACAUUAGUUUCAGUUUAACGGUCCUGCAGCCGUGAGCUAUACAUUAAAAGAUCCCAAUCAUAGCUAUCGCAGUGUGCAAAAUGGUGAACUGUGGCUUGGUGACCAGCAAAAAUGAGCCAGUCCCUCUGAAGAGCAUAGAAGUGAAUCUGCAGGCUCAGGGGCAUGUAGCUACAGUCAGCUCCACCCUGCAGUAUGUGAAUGAGGAGCAGGGCUCCGUGGAGGCUCUUUUUGUGUUCCCUAUGCCUGCAGAGGCUGCUCUGUGCCACUUCAGUGCCAAGAUUGCAGACCAGGAGGUUGUGGCUGAGGUGCAGGAGAAAGAGAAGGCGCGAGAGCUGUACGAUGAUUCUCUGAGCUCAGGCGAGCAGGCCUUCUUAUUGGAGGAGAGUGAAGAGAGCGUAGAUGUGUUCCGGCUGAGCGUGGGGUGCCUACCUCCGGGCCAGAGUGCUGCAGUCACCUUUGUCUAUGUAACCGAGCUCUCCGUGCAGGCUGACCACUCCCUUCGCUUCUGUCUGCCGGUAGUCCUCAACCCCCGCUAUUCCCCACCAGGUGCGAGUGAUGGUAUAGUGUCAGAGAUAACACCAGGAUCUGCACAGAUUCCUUACUCACUCUCUCUUACUGCACAUCUGAGUUCUCCAAAUCCAAUCGCUAAAGUCGAAUCCAAAUGUCCUCUUAAGCCCGUGGAGUUCCUCAACGCAGAUCACACACAAGCAAAGGUAAGCCUGUGUGCAGGUCAUAAAUUUGACAGAGAUGUCGAGCUGUUUCUGUAUUAUCAGAAUACCCAUCAGCCCACUGCUAUAGUGGAGGCUGGAGUACCCACAGCUCAGCCAGGGUCUCUUAUGGGAGAUUCUGUAGUCAUGCUAAGUUUGUAUCCAGAAUUCCCUGAGGCAGUCACAUCAAUGGUGUCAUCUUGUGGCGAGUUUGUGUUUGUAAUGGAUAGGUCUGGCAGUAUGAGCUGCGAGAUGCAUAACGGGCUAAAUGCAGAAGAGCGUAUCAAGAGUGCCAGAAACACCCUGCUGCUGCUGCUAAAGAGUCUCCCCAUGGGCUGUUACUUCAACAUCUAUGGCUUCGGUUCACACUAUGAGUCCUUCUUCCCGAAGAGUGUGGAGUACAGUCAGGAGACAAUGGACCAGGUUGUGCAAAGAGUAAAACAAAUGCAGGCCGACAUGGGUGGCACUGAGAUUCUGCAGCCUCUAAAACACAUCUACAGCCAGCCUUGCAUCCCUAACCACCCCAGACAGGUAUUCAUUUUCACUGAUGGAGAGGUGGGGAACACCAAGGAUGUUCUUCAGCUCGUGAGAAGCAAUGCUGAUUCCCACAGGUGCUUCUCAUUUGGAAUUGGGGAAGGUGCAAGCACUGCGCUCAUCACAGGAAUGGCCCAAGAGGGAUCUGGCCACGCCCAGUUUAUCACAGGCGCUGAUCGCAUGCAGUCCAAAGUCAUGCAGUCUCUCCGUUAUGCUUUACAACCAGCUGUGACUGAUAUUGCAGAAGUGUGGUCAGUCCCAGAGGGCAUGUCUGUCACUCUUCUGAGUCCACCCGUGAAAGUACUCUUCAACGGUCAAAGGGCACUAAUUUAUGCCCAGCUGAAAGGAAAGGCCUGUAAGAGCUCAGAUUCUACGGGGACUCUAACAGUGCAGUAUCGCCUAGUAGAUCAACAUGUCACAAACACACUCAGCUUCUCUCUCAAUCCUGCAGAGAAUACCGGACUGACCAUCCACAGGCUGGCUGCACGGUCGCGAAUCCGCUCUUUGGAGCAGGAGCAACAGGCGGAGGGUGACGGCAAGGAGGAGCUGAGGGCCAGAGUGGUGGAGCUGAGUGUGCAGGCUGGAGUGAGCAGUUCCCACACAGCCUUCAUCGCCAUCCACAAGGGCAGCGGAGAGGCUGUGAAAGGGCCCCUGCUGAAGAGGAGACUGCCUGGGUUUUCGAUGAUGGCUAUGCCACGUAUGCAAACAUGUUGUGCAGCAGCGCCACUAAUGGCUAUGCCAAAGAUGAAAUGUGGGUCACGAAGGCUAUGCAUGGCUCCAAUGGCAUCAAUGCCAAACAUGGCACAAAUGGCACCGGACUUGAAUUUGGAUUCUGUAGGUGUGACCCCUAAUUUCCUCAGGAUUUCUGAUGACUCUGCAUAUGAUGGUGGAAUAAAUGAAGAACCUUCAGACCCCUUGCUCCAGCUCAUCUCCCUCCAAGAGGCUUCAGGCUGUUGGAAAAUGGAGUCCACACUGGCACAGGUGUUUGGAAAAACAAUAGAGGAGGUGACCAAGCAGAUGCCUGCAGAGGUGGAACCAGGGAUCUGGGCUACAGUUCUGGCUCUGAUCUGGUUACAUGGCUUUAAAAUGGAUGCUCAUGAUGAGUGGCAGUUUUUGGCCAUAAAAGCAGUUUCAUGGAUUCGCAGUAGGAAAGUUGCCAACCUGUCUGAAUGUGUACUUGCUGCUAAUGCUGUACUGCAGUGUCAGGUUAAAGAAGAGGCUCUUGGUUUCUGAAGCCCUUACCCUCUAUAUUUCUGUUUGAUGUCUCUUAAAUUCUAAAUAAUGUAAUGAAGGGGUUUCAGAGGGUGGAAUUAUCAGUACAAUAACCAGAAAGGCCUUAUAGUCCAUUAGACUUCUGCUGACAAUUUAAUUUACUCUAUGCUGUUAAUUCAGAAAUUCUUCAAUUUUUAGAUUAUCAUAAAUGUUAGAUCAUUUGGCUUCAAUUCAUUUAUUUAUUCACCAGGUCUUUUGCACUGACUGCAUGCUUGUUAUAACAUCUGUAACUAUGUAGUUUUGGGUUCAUCCAUUUUCUUUUUUUAUGUCUGUCAGUAUGUCUGAACAAUCUUCAGAAACAUCUGUAGUCCAGUUAAAGUUAUUACAGUCUUUUACUGUAAUAACUAAAUAAUUACUAAUUACUAUUGUUGAAAACACAACCAUUUCUAAUUUUACAAGUGUAUCAUGUGAACGAAAUUUUAAAAAGAAAUGACUGUUAAAGGAAUUGUUCAGGAAUUAAAUUAUGAUUAUGCACAAUAGAAAGUUAUGUAACUACCUAUACGGAUUUAUAUUAUAUAUAGCUGCCAGUGAAAUCACAAAUAACCUUAGUGCAUGAAUGGAGGUUUUAUUACUCAAUGUUUGUGGAGGAGUUUGAAAGUCAAAGGUUGCACCAUAAGAUGUCACCCUAUCAAUAACCUGUAAAUAACAAGGUGAAAAUGUGUCAACAAAAUACUAUCUAAAACAAUAAAGAAAAAUAAUGAUUGUC
Messenger RNA from Electrophorus electricus (electric eel), 3301 nucleotides. RefSeq names its product von Willebrand factor A domain-containing protein 5A. The record is from RefSeq and is a predicted model, not a curated record. Lineage: Eukaryota; Metazoa; Chordata; Actinopteri; Gymnotiformes; Gymnotidae.